This is a messenger RNA of Cariama cristata (Red-legged seriema), 1821 nucleotides long. Its product is annotated as zinc finger protein 777-like. Lineage: Eukaryota; Metazoa; Chordata; Aves; Cariamiformes; Cariamidae. The annotation marks the transcript as partial. The record is from RefSeq and is a predicted model, not a curated record. Gene Ontology annotation, biological process: regulation of DNA-templated transcription. The transcript has 5 exons.
GUACCUGUCACAUUCGAUGAUAUUUCGGUGUACUUCAACGAGCAGGAGUGGGAGAGACUGGACCGCUGGCAGAAGGAUCUGUACAGGGCUGUGAUGAGGGGGAACUACGAGACGCUGAUCUCCCUGGCAGACUAUGCUGUGUCCAAGCCUGACAUCCUCUCCCGGAUCGAGAGGGAUGAAGAGCUCUGCAUCAAAGUCAGUCAGGAGCCCCCACGGGCACACAUCCGAGGCGGUGAGGAGCCCCCCCAGGCAUGUACCAAAGAUCAGGAGCCCCAGCAGGUACCAGAAGAGAUGGACCAGGUGGAAGAGGCUUUGGGAGAAGGUGAAGUCCCCAUGGAAGGUGACACAGGCUAUGCUGCGUCCGAGCCUGAUGCCCUCUCCCGGAUCAAGAGGGAUGAAGAGCUCUGCGUCAAAGGUGGUCAGAAGCCCGCACAGGCAUGUGCCGAAGAUGGUCAGAAGUCCCCGCAGGCAGGCGUCCCGGACAGUCAGAAGCCCCCGCGGACAUGCACUGGAGAUGCUCAGAAGCCCCCGCAGACAGGCGUCCCGGACGGUCCGAAGCCCUCGCAGACAGAGGUCCCAGACAGUCAGAAGCCCCCGCGGACAUGCACUGGAGAUGGUCAGAAGCCCUCACAGACAGGGGUCCUGGACGGUCAGAAGUCCCCGCAGACGUGCACUGGAGAUGGUCAGAAGCCCCUGCAGACAGGCGUCCCGCACGGUCAGAAGCCCCGGCAUGAACUCCCCAUCCUGGUGAUGAAUGUCAUGUCCCUGAGUGCACAGAAACAGGAGCUGCGCAGGGAAGAUCAGCCUGAGACCGAGAUGGACGAGGACCCGGCUGAGUCCAACACGGAGGAAGGCUUUUUAAUGGAAAAUGAAAUGGUGUGUGAAGGGGCUUCUCCUGAAGACGUCAAGCUGAAGGAAGAGGAGCCGGAGGCGUUGCAAGAGCUUUCCGCGCCCUCUCCCGGCCCAGAGAUCCAGAAGUGCCCCAAAAGCGAGCAGGCCAAGGCCAAGAGCAAGAAGAAGCCGAGCAGGUGCGAGAGCAGCAGCCUGCUGAUGGGCAACUGUCGGCGCGGCUACGUGCGCGAGUGGUCGCACCCCUGCACCGAGUGCGGGAAGCGUUUCCGUCUGAAAAUCAACCUCAUCAUCCACCAGCGGAGCCACGCCAAAGAGGGGCCCUAUGAAUGCACGAUGUGUGAGAUCAGCUUCGCGGACAAACGCCACCUGGACCUUCACCAGAGCAUCCACAUAAAAGACAGGGCCUUUGGGGCCAAGGUCUGGGGGAACGUCCACCCGGAGCUGAGGAUCCGGCCGAGGAGGAAGUUCUGUGGGACUUUCUGCGGAAGUGCCCACAGCCUGGGCAACGGGACGUACAGUGGGGGGCCCUGCCUGGGGCAGGCCAAGGAGGAGCUGGUCCGAGGGAGCCUGCCCAGCGCGUGUUUUUCCCGACAGCAGAGUCCUAAGUCUCGUAGUAAGUCUGUGCUGAAAUGCAGUCUUUGCAAAAAGAAUCUCUCUUGCACCUUUUCCCUUCAGCGGCACCUGCAGAUCCACGCGCGGGACAGGCCGUACUGCUGCGCUGCCUGCAAGAAAUGCUUCACCCGUAGAACUCACCUCUUGCGCCACGAGAAAAUACAUGACCGCCAGAAAGCCCUGGCUGCGCUCCAACAGCCCGCCACAGUCGUCCCAGCGCCCCAGCAGCCCGAGCCACAAAGAGCCCCGGAGGUGCCCACGGGCGGACGUGUUCCUCGCUCACCCGCCCAGGCAUCCGAGAGAAACAUUAGCCCUGCGGCCUCGGCAGCCAAAGCGGUUUCACCAAACGCGCUCCUG